UUGAGACAGGUUUGUUAGUUGCUUCCGAUCAUUUGUUGCGAUCGGUAUGGCUUUUCUCUCAACCAGGCUAUUGAGCAUUCUAUGCCUAACGUUUAUUCCUGCGGGAUUUGUACUGGGUACCAAGAAUAUCGCAUCGCCUGAGGUUAGAGUAAAUUUACCGGGACAAGGUGUAGUCAUUGGCAAUUGGAAUACUACACAAUGGACAGGUCAGCCGUACAUGCAGUUCCGUGGUAUACCCUAUGCGGAGCCGCCAAGUGGAGAGAUGCGAUUCAGGCUAUCGGUGCCGCGCAAGCCAUGGUCUGAACCCUUGCGAACCACCGAAUACGGUCGAAUUUGUCCGCAAUUAUUUACAUAUAAUCGCUUGCCAGCUGAUAAGCUAAAAGGGAAUCUAGAAGACUGUCUUACGCUAAAUGUUUUUACAAAAAAGCUAAAUGCCAAACAGCCAGUGAUGUUCUACGUUCAUGGCGGCAGCUUACAAGUUGGCUUCGCUUCAGAUCAUCAACCCGGCUACCUGCUUGAGGAAGACGUUGUGCUCGUCGUGAUUCAGUAUCGUCUCGGCAUACUCGGUUUCUCAGGCACACAAACUGAAACCAUGCCCGGCAACCUAGGCCUUCUGGACACGAUUUUGGCACUGCAAUGGGUGCAGAAACACAUUUCAGCAUUCGGUGGGGAUAAGACACUCGUUACAGUCUUCGGUGAAAGCUCCGGUGGGGAACUGGGUGGCGCGUUGCUAGUGAGCCCCAAAACACCACCAUCGACAUUUGAACGUCUAAUCAUACAAUCCGGCUCGGUUGUGGAUAAAGUGGCUGUAAAUCAGGAGCCACGCGAGCAGGUUGAACGUGUUUGCCAAGCUUUAAAGUGUGAAAAGUGUACGCAGCUGGAUGAAAUGCAACGUUGCUUAAAGCAGGCGCCAGUGUUGGACCUACUUAAGGCAGCAGAGAGCGAACGUUAUGGUUUGAUUGUCGGUGACUAUUAUGGCAGCAUUCCGCAGCAUCCGGCCAAACUUAUUGAAGCCACAAAUAGAAGCGUGCCCUUGCUGACCGGUUUCACCAAGCACGAUGGCUCGCUGGUGCUGGCUUGGUUCUAUGAAGACUUCAAAGCUACUCAUCCAGAUAUGAGCGCCGUAACAGUGGGCGAAUUUGCCACAGGUCUGAUGAAUUGGAUGAACGACACAACCGGCUUGACCAAUAAUGCUUUAACGCGCCUUUUAUUCCCUGCGGAGCUGUGGCAUAGCUCCGAUCAUAAGCGCGCUUUGCCAGCAUACUUCGAUCUAGCCAACAUUCUCUUUUUCAAAUCGACCAUGAUCGGAUUUACUAAUCAAUUAUUCGCGAAAGCCGAACGUGCGCCGAUUUAUUUCUAUACCUUUGACUAUGCUGGUGAGCAGACCAAUUUUGGCUUUGACACGGGUAACUCACAGUACCCUUUUAACGGCGGCGUACACCACACAGAUGAGUUAAUUUAUCUAUUCCCCAUGAAGCAGCUGAAUGCGUUGGAUACUGAAAUGGCGAAAAAGAUGGUCGCUUUGUGGGUCUCUUUUGCCAUCGGUGGGCAGCCGAAGGUAGCUGGAGGUCCACCAAUUUUGCCCAUGAAAACACUUCGAGGCCCAUACUUCCAUAUAAACAAAGAAAUCAAAAAUGAUGACGAUCUACUGAAGGAGUUCACGGCAACCAUAGACGAUCCAGAAAACCAGAAGCUCGAUCGUCCUAAUACAAGUUUUUGAUUUGAAUGAAGAAACCUGUCUGAAAAAUCUUUUUGUCUAUUUAAAUGCAACGUUUACUUCUUUAAUUAACGCAAAUAAAUCAUUUUCUAUGUAAGUCGUCUACUACAUUCGUAA
Rhagoletis zephyria (snowberry fruit fly) is the source of this 1834-nucleotide messenger RNA. RefSeq names its product glutactin-like. The record is from RefSeq and is a predicted model, not a curated record. Lineage: Eukaryota; Metazoa; Arthropoda; Insecta; Diptera; Tephritidae.